This is a messenger RNA of Tachysurus vachellii, 6109 nucleotides long. RefSeq names its product FYVE, RhoGEF and PH domain containing 4a (gene fgd4a). The transcript has 18 exons. Gene Ontology annotation, molecular function: guanyl-nucleotide exchange factor activity; metal ion binding. Gene Ontology annotation, biological process: filopodium assembly; cytoskeleton organization. The coding region runs from base 526 to 3024 and encodes 832 amino acids. The record is from RefSeq and is a predicted model, not a curated record. NCBI's taxonomy places the organism in Eukaryota, Metazoa, Chordata, Actinopteri, Siluriformes, Bagridae. Gene Ontology annotation, cellular component: cytoplasm.
UGAACUUGAUGUCAUUUCUUUAAUACUGUGUGAACCUGUGGAAUACUCAGGAUUAUUUUUAAAGUUAAAUGAACGAGAGACGGAAAGCUCUAAGGAAGUGGAGCCAUGCUGGAUAUUUUUGGUCCCUAUUCAUUGACAGGAAGACAAGCUUCAGAACUGCCCUUUCAGCUACUUUCUCUUCCAAUGUUGUCCUUUUCUUUGUCUCCUGGUUUUGUGCUUUCUCUGUCAUCUACAACAGUUGCUCUGAUUCUGUUGAACAGUUCAACAAUUCUGCUGAAGGCCAGUGAUGGAUUGUCUGGGUUCUAGUCUCAGGACGUCUCUUCUGUACAGGACUGCCUCUGGUAGGUGAUGAUGGCAGACACCAUGACUAUGAUAGUGGCUUUUACUAUGACCUUCAUGAGGAGCAGAACUUCGAUCUCCACUCUCAUGUUGGAAUAUUGACACAAAAAAACAGGCAGCCAAACAGUCUUACCACUUUUUCCAUACUUAUAGCAACCUAGAAGUUCUGCUAGAAAUUAACACAUAAUGGGCAGUGGAUUGAGAAAAAUGAGACGUCGGCAGAAGUAUUGGUUUUGUCGAACAAAAGAGAGAGCAGGCAAGGCAAGCUGCUUCCACUCCAAAUCCCUUGAUGAAGAUGAGGCUUGUGUGGGAGUGAAGAUCGCAGAGGCACAAGAUCUUGGCAGUAGGCCUGCAGAGCGACUCAGUCGACACGAGAAGCCGCGUCAGGGAAGCAGGGCAAGCAACAGAAGCUCCACAGGAGUAAAUGGAAAAGGAUCGCGACGUCAGCUGCCUCAGCGUAUCAAACCACAAGUGCCUCCUAAACCAGCACACCUCCAGACUCCGGUGAUCAAGCUGUGUAAGCCGCUGGGCAGGAGCUCACCCUUUAACUCCAAGAUGGAGGAGGGCGGAGGAGGAGGGGGGAAAGGCCGAGUGUCUGACCUCAUCAGCCGCUUUGAGGAAAACAGACACACAGAGAGGAGAGAAGGCUCUCCUCAGAAAAACGCAGCCAAACUUGAUAAGUGCAGUACGGUUCAGAGGAGUUGCCAGAAACCAACGGAUACUACAGAGCAGACUCGGGACUGCAGCACCAGCCAUGACCACAUGCCCUCUACCAAUGGAGUGUUAGCUCAGAUGGACAGAAACGGUGAUGACAGUGGAGCUGCGAGACCAGAUGGUGAACCACUGCUGAAUGGAGGCAUGGUGGAACAAAGUUUGGACGGGGUCACGGACGUGUCUCAGAUUGUCGUCGAGACGCCUGAGAAAGAGGAUGAGAGCAAAAGAACAGAGGCAGAGAAUGAUGCUAGUAUGGAUGGCGGGGGCAUGGAACACAAGGAGACCAACAAACAGAAGCUGCACAAUAUCGCCAAUGAGCUUCUGCAGACAGAGAAGGCCUACGUUGCAAGACUAAAUUUAUUACAGGUGUUUUACUCCAAGCUGACGGAGGAGGCAGGAAAAGGCACGUUUCCUUUGGAGGUGGUGAAGAACAUCUUCUCUAAUAUCUCCUCCAUCUGUACCUUUCACAGCCAGUUUCUGCUGCCAGACCUGGAGAAACGCAUGGGAGAAUGGGAGACGACGCCUCGAAUCGGGGACAUUCUGCAGAAACUUACACCCUUUCUUAAGAUGUAUGCAGAAUAUGUAAGGAACUUUGAUAAAGCCAUGGAGCUGCUGAAACAAUGGACAGACCGCUCACCUCAGUUUAAGGCCAUCAUUCAAGACAUGCAGAAGCAGGAAGUGUGUGGGAGUCUGACGCUGCAGCAUCACAUGCUGGAACCAGUACAGAGAGUACCAAGAUAUGAGAUGUUACUCAAAGACUAUCUGAAGAAGCUUCCUCAGGAUCACGUGGACCAGAGGGAUGCAGAAAAAUCGUUGGAGAUUAUUGCCACAGCAGCCACACACUCAAACACUGCAAUUCGCAAAUCUGAGAAUCUGAAGAAACUGCUGGAGAUUUAUGAGAUGCUGGGGGAGGAAGAGGACAUUGUGAAUGCCUCCAAUGAGUUUAUAAAAGAGGGCCAUAUUCUCAAACUGGCGGCCAGGAACACUUCAGCUAUGGACCGAUACCUCUUUCUGUUUAACAACAUGCUGCUCUACUGCGUUCCCAAGUUCAGCCUGGUGGGCCAGAAGUUUACAGUGCGCACACGGAUCGGCAUCGAUGGGAUGAAGGUGGCAGAGACGUAUAACGAGGAUUAUCCUCAUACGUUCCAGGUUUCUGGGAAGGAGCGGACCCUUGAGCUGCAGGCAAGCUCUGAACAAGAUAAAGAGGACUGGAUAAAGGCAUUCCAAGAAACAAUAGAGAUCUUUCUCCAAAAGAAUGAGACCUUUAAAAUGGCUGCUAAAGAAGUAGAGGAAGUGUCUAUAACAGAUCUGGGAAAACGAGCUCCACGCUGGAUUCGAGACAACGAGGUGACCAUGUGUAUGAAGUGUAGGGAGCCUUUCAACGCUCUCACACGCAGGAGGCAUCACUGUCGUGCCUGUGGUUAUGUGGUAUGCUGGAAGUGCUCAGACAAUAAGGCUCCUCUGGAGUAUGAUGGCAAUAAGAUGAAUAAAGUGUGUCGAGACUGUUACUCCAUUUUAAAAGGCCAUACAGACAGUGAUGAAAAGGAGGGCAAGAAGAAAGGCAUUCUGGAGAUCGAAGCAGCACAGUUCUCAGGCAGCAGUAUAAUGUGCGGAUUCCUGCAGUACUGUGAGAAGAAUAAACCCUGGCAGAAAGUCUGGUGUGUUAUUCCUCAGAAGGAGGCUUUAGUGCUCUAUCUGUAUGGAGCGCCACAGGACGUUAAGGCUCAGUCCACCAUCCCGCUGCUGGGUUACACUGUAGACGACGCUUCCCGACCCACUGAUCCUCCAGCCAGCUUCCGUCUGUCCCAGUCGAAGUCUGUCCAUAGUUUUGCUGCCGAGAGCGAGGAACUGAAGCAGCGCUGGCUCAAAGUGAUCCGAGUGUGUGUGACAGGCGAGGUGGCUACGAGCCCGCCACCUACAGAGAUGCACACCGCAGAGAGCAGCCGGGAGCCGAGCACAGAGAGCCUUUAAGUGGAGAACGAGAGCACACUGUCAGUGCCAGAGAGAGAGAGGGAGAGGUCAAGGCUGUCAAUCACUCACAUGCAGCAUACAGCACGAUGUGGAUGAGCACUAUUACGGCCAUGCUGGAUUUGAUUUGUGAGCAAAGGAAAAAACAAUAAGGCUCACCUUUUAAAGCUGCUCUGAAACACAGCAGUCCAAAGAGAUGGCACACACAAGUGCUUUGAAACUAAACCGGUGCUCUAGGAUGCUUGGUAACAUGAUCAAAUAUGUCUGAGUGCACUCAUUUCCACACAUUAUGUGCUCAGUAUAGCUCUGCAGUACACUGCAGUACAGUACAGGCAGUGCUGUUCCUCUAGUGUGCCAUCAUUACAAUUAUCUACGCAUUGUGUAUAUAUAUAUAUCGUAGCAGUCUGUCUGUAUGUAUGGAUAUGCCCUCACUGUCUCUUUUAUAAAGAUGUGAAGUGAAUCCAGGCCUCUUCCAUGCUGAAGGCAAGUCUGAGUUUAAAUUCAGGCCUCAUCAGUACUCUAGGAAGUGACAUUAUCAUUUCUAGUAGGAUUUUUUUACCCCUCUCAUACGGACCACAUUUAGUCGCAAUAUUCACGGCUGCAGGAGUCGUGAUGUCGUGUCUACAACCUCAUUCCUCAUUCCCUCAUUCCCAGCACAUCAGCAGAAGAAUCCCUCUGCUCAAACGUUGUCCCAUACAGACUGCAAUGUGCAAGGAGACACAACAAUACCACAGUAGUGUUACAUAAGCUGGGCUUUAUAUUAGACUGUCUACUGAAUGGUCUCAAACUAUAGUUUUAUCCAAGCUGGUGCAUGUGUUGUCUUUAUAAAACAUUUUUAAAUGUCAAUUAAAGGAAUACUCCAGUGUUUAUCAACCUAAUAUCUAUGUAAAGCUUCUGUAACAUAACAUUUAUCCUAAAUAAGAAUGUAGACACUUUACACUAUACAGAGAAAAGUGCAAAAACAUACAGUUUACUGUAGAUUUCAUUAGAAUUAAAGUUUAAGGGCAGUUGUUCAACACUAUUAUGUACAUGCCACAUACUGGCAUGCACACAAUUAUGAAAUCUGUAACACAAAAGUUACUCAAGUGGGUAUUGUGUUUCUUAAGCGCAUUAUGUCAAAAUCCACCAUGUUUGCUGACCAAAUAUCUUUGUGUCUUAAAACUAGGCUAUGAGUCUUAUUAAUUCUUUUCACACAUUUAAAAAGACUUGAAUCCUGUACACUAUACACCGUGGACUAUGACAAGCAGUUGCAGUGUUAAAUUUCUAAUAUGAAAGUCAGUGUUAGUGUUCAUUAAAGCCACUGAUUAUACUCAUAUGCGUCCUUUGGUUCUCCUGUAAAAAUUAUUCCUGCUGCACCACAGUUUUUCAUCCAGCAACUGGUAGUUCUUUCAGUUGGUCAAGCUUUGUCACAGGUUUUAAGUCCUAACUUGAAUAUAAGACGUGAAACAUUAAAUAGUUUUCUUUAAAAGUGUAUUUCCAUCACCGAAAGGAAACGCUUAGUGGUUCAUUUAUAAGCACUCUUAGGAAAGAAUUUGUGAAAGCAAUCUAUGAAAAUCUGUUGCAGCGUAAACAUUUAUAGUCCAAACAACCGUCCUAACAACCUUCCUAACAACCGUCCUGACACCUGCCCUAACACCUGCCCUAACAACUGCCCAAACACCUGCUCUAACAACUGCCCUUAGACCUUCAACACUUUUCCCAGACAAACCUAAUCAUGUUUCCUAAAGGUGUUGAAUAUCUCAAUCUCACAUGCACUUCAUGCAGACUAAAGAGAUUCUGUUUGAAUAAAGUAUAUACUAUAUCCUUAUACACUGAAGUAUUCCUUUAAAAAUGCUCAUCAUCCACUAGCACAGAUUAUUUCUUCAUUUCUUUCUUUCUUUUCUCUGUUGGCUGUUUGAACGUGUCCUUUAGACACAUGCUAUCGAGCCGGCCAUUGGGAGUGCGAGUGUGUGUGUGUGUGUGUGUGUGUGUGUGUGUGUGUGUGCGUGCGCGUGCGUGUGUGUGUUCGUGCUACUGAUGUGUGUCUUAAAUAAGACUUCCAGUACAAUCAAGGACAAAUAGACCCACAAGCUGGGAAAGACAUGUAAAUGUUUUAUGAAAUACUGUAAUUAAUUUUAUUAUUUAAGAGUAAUUUAUAAUUGACGUGCAUGAUUUAAAAAAAAAAAAAAAAAAAAAGCACAACGUAUGGUUUCCUCAUUUUUUUUUUUUGGUUUUAUUUUUAUUUUUUUUCAGAUUUUAUUGUCCAUUUACCAAACACUUGGUAUGACGAAACCCAUCAUAAAAUUGGUUCUGUCUCUUUUUCCCUAUAGUCACUCAUAUUAUUGACAGCUACAGGUGAAAGUGGUCAGUGUUCUCUGGAUGUUGUGCGUCUGACACUCAGAACAUUUUUUCACAGAGAGUGAAGCGGUGCAGGUUGCAUAUACAGUGUAAUGUAGUGUUUUAGGUUUGUAGAGCUAACACGUGAUACACAAUACAUCAGGCUUGUGCUUCUGUAGCUGAGACGUCACUGUGUUGUCUUCUUGACGGAAACAUUCAGUCUGGUUUGAUCUACAGUAAAUACCCAUUGAUCUGAUCUCAUUAAACGGAACCAGAUUAAUGAAAUCAGUGAGUGAUUGGAAAGUGAGAGAGACACGAGAUAUGAAUCCUGAAAAAAAUGCACAACAAGCAUCAGAGUAUCGAGCAAAAGUUUUGUACUGAUUAUUAAAUUCCAGGUAACAGCUAUAUCAAAAAUUAGAUAAACACUGAACGAAUGAAUGAAUGAAUUGUUUGGCAGAGUUGCAGCAUCCAUUAGACUUUUUUUAACCACAAAAUUAGUGACUUGUGACUCUAAAUGAAUAAAUGAAUGGAUUACCUGAAUAUAAUAAUUGCAAUAUAAUAAAGUUGUGUGCACCUGCUGUUUCUUUUUGAAAGUAGGCCACUGGUUUAUUCUUUUCCUGUCAGCAUUAGUUAGAAACACACUUUUAGACUUUUAGACUUGUGUGGACACAAAGUUUUAUACAUCUGUAUUUAUUUCCUUCUCUAAAUCUGAAAUGCACUUUACCAUCUAUAAUGUGUACAUUGUAUGAAUAAAGAAAUCAAUAAAAUCAAA